Messenger RNA from Lathyrus sativus (Indian pea), 1098 nucleotides. NCBI's taxonomy places the organism in Eukaryota, Viridiplantae, Streptophyta, Magnoliopsida, Fabales, Fabaceae. The record is from the annotation of a GenBank genome assembly.
AUGGUUCCAAAAACUCAUGUCCAAUGCAUUCUAUUUCUUCUUUCAUUGUUAUACACCAGUUGCAGAUUAGAAAUAAUGGAGUCUGAUUUUGACAAGUGGAUAUCAUGGAACAUGAAGAGUCACCAAAGAAAGACCAUUAUGGAAAACAAAAGAAGUGGUCUUGAUUUGAAGCUACAACGAGCAGAGAGUAACAAAACUAUCAUAAGAGUUAGCAAAGAUGGUGGUGCAGAUUUCAACACUAUUAAUGAAGCUAUUAAUAGCAUUUCACCACACAAUACUAGAAGAGUUGUUGUGUCCAUUGCACCUGGUGUUUAUAGGGAGAAAGUUGUCAUCCCCGAAACGUUGCCGUUUGUAACAUUUUUAGGAGAUGCAAAUGAUCGACCGACUAUUACUGGAAAUGACACAUCGUCUGUUACGCGAAGUGAUGGGACUACGUUGAAGACGUUUAAUAGUGCAACUGUUGCUGUGAAUGCUAGCUAUUUUAUAGCCAUUAAUAUUAUAUUUGAAAAUAAUGCUUCAUAUUUGGAAUCGAAAGUAGAACAAGCAGUUGCGCUUCGAAUCUCUGGAAAUAAAUCAGCUUUUUACAAUUGUUCUUUUUAUGGUGUUCAAGACACUUUGUAUGAUCACAAAGGCCUUCACUAUUUCAAAAGUUGUUUCAUUCAAGGUUCAACUGAUUUCAUAUUCGGCUAUGGAAGGACUCUUUAUGAGAAUUGUACUCUAAACUCUGUGACCAAGAACGUGACCUCCAUCACAGCUCAAAAGCGAUCAAACUCGACCCUUGACAGUGGAUUUUCCUUCAAAAAUUGCAAUGUAACAGGUAGUGGACAUGUUUAUCUUGGAAGACCAUGGGGAGAAUAUUCAAGAGUUGUAUACUCUUACACCUUCAUGGACAAGAUUGUUCUCCCAAAAGGAUGGGAUGAUAGUUGGGGUGACCAAAAGCGCAACUUGACGGUAUAUUAUGGAGAAUACAAGUGUAGUGGACCAGGAUCUAAUUUGUCUAAAAGAGUUCCAUGGGCACGGAUGCUAACGGAUGAAGAGGCCCAACCGUUUAUUGGAAUCCAUUUUGUUCAAGGGGAUACUUGGCUCAUCAGCCCUUAA